Messenger RNA from Asparagus officinalis (garden asparagus), 3168 nucleotides. RefSeq lists its product as uncharacterized. The coding region runs from base 505 to 2955 and encodes 816 amino acids. NCBI's taxonomy places the organism in Eukaryota, Viridiplantae, Streptophyta, Magnoliopsida, Asparagales, Asparagaceae. Gene Ontology annotation, molecular function: zinc ion binding; protein binding. The transcript is spliced from 6 exons. The record is from RefSeq and is a predicted model, not a curated record.
UUAAAUUUGCAAUUUGCCCUCUAUUUUCUCAUAAAGAUUUGAUUUUGACGGUUUUAUUGGUUGUUUUGUUUACUUAGAUUUAGGGUUUAUUUUGUAAAAUGGGCAGAAGUGGCAAUGUGUUGGAAAGUGUUAUCUUUUUACGGUUUUUAGCAUAUACCUCCUUCGUUUUGGCGAAUAAUAGAAGCAGCUUGUUAUUUGUUUAUUUUUGUGAAGAACUGCCGUCGAGGAGUUUUUUGCAAAGUUUUUAUUUAAACAAAUUAUACGUAAAAAUCCUCCUUGACCCUUUAUCUUUCUUUCUUUUUUUUUGCCCGAUUUUGUUUACCAUCUGCUGCUUGAGAUUGGAAGUUCGAAAGAGAAUUGGCCACUCAAUAGCAUGGAAGCACACGGUUCAUGAUGAAAGAUAAUUUUUCGAAUUUUAGUAACAAUCUUUUAUUAUUAGAUCGUGGCGUUAUACUCUUACAUUAGACGUGCUUAAGCUGCUGCGCUACCAAGAAUUAUUGGCAUAUGCCAACAAUGGUAGAGGGGACUGUUGUGGCCAUUUGCCAGUAUGGUGGAGAGUUUGUCACAAAUAGGGAUGGAUCUCUGUCUUACACUGGAGGAGAUGCUCGUGCUGUUGAUGUUGGUCAUGAUAUGCUUUUGGAGGAUUUCAAGUCAGAAAUAGCAUCAACAUUUGACAUUGACAUCAGUGGCAUGUCUAUCAAGUAUCUUCUCCCAAGCAAUAAACGAGUUCUCAUCACGAUAUCUAAUGACAAGGAUUUGCAACGAAUGGUUGCUCAUAAUGCCCAGUCUAUGUCAAUAGAGGUGUAUAUCAUAAAUAAGGUUGACAGCAGCACCUCAAUUGCUGUCACUGCUGCUGCGCAACAGAACGGUAAACGGAAGAGACCAACAUCAGGGUCUAGGGCACCUAAAAAAAGUUUACAGGUAGCUGAUUCCCAUACACCUAUUGCUUUUAACAGUGUUACUGAAAAUGCUGUUGACAGUGACGGACAAAAUAGAUCAACCAUCACUGGAAAUGUUGAGAACAGUGCGACUGAACUCGUCACAGUCCACUCUGCUUUGCCGGUUUUCAUGUCUUCGGCUACUUCUACCAAUGACAUCGGACAGCAAGGAGUAACUACUGUUGACAAUUUUGACGAGAGGAGCAUUCUAGCUGAUCCAAGCAUCCCUAAUGUUGCCACUACAGUUGCCACUCUAGGCACUUGUGAUGAUACCAGACCUCUUAAUUUAACCACUCUCUGGGAUGACAUCAUUACAGGCGUGGGUCAAGAAUUCGACAAUGUGAAGGAGUUCCGUGGUCAGUUAUGUAAAUAUGCCAUUGGUAAAGGUUUCGUCUAUAAAUUCGUGAAGAAUGAAAGUACUCGUGUGACUGUAAGGUGCAAUGAGGAGAGUUGCCCAUGGAGGAUACAUGCAUCCGAGUCAUCCCAAAAACAGAAGUUUGUGAUUAAGAAAAUGAACAAUGUACAUACAUGUGGCGGGGGGAAUGGGAAAGAUGGGCAACGGAAAGCAACGAGACAAUGGUUGACCGAUAUUAUUAAGGAAAAAUUACAAGCCUCAUUACCGUGUAAGCCCAAAGAAAUCGUACAAGAACUUUAUGAAGAUUAUGGAGUGAGCUUGUCUUAUUCACAAGUUUGGAGAGGGAGAGAAGAUGCGCAGAAAGAGCUUUACAGCUUGCUUAAAGAGACAUACAGUCAGUUGCCGUGGUUAUGUGAAAGGAUAUUAGAAACUAAUCCAGGCAGCGUUGCAUUGCUUUCUGCCAGUAUUGAUUCAAAAGUUCGUCGCUUUUAUGUCUCUUUCCACGCUUCGCUUCAUGGUUUUGAGCAUGGUUGUCGGCCUCUCAUUUUUCUCGAUAGAAUUCCUUUGAAAGGAAACACUCAGUGCAAGUUACUCACUGCCGCUGCACUUGAUGGCGAUGAUGCUAUUUUCCCAUUGGCCUUUGCUGCAGUUGAGGAUGAGAGUUAUGAUACUUGGGUGUGGUUCUUAUCACAGUUGAGGUACGCUGUGGGAGCUUCUCGUGCAAUUACCUUUAUAUCCAAUAGACAGAAAGGUUUAGAUGUAGCAGUACCUCAAGUAUUCGUAGAUAGUCAUCAUAGCUACUGUUUGCGCCAUCUCAUAGAGGAUUUCAAAUUGGAGUUGAAGAAAGGGCCAUGGUCACAACAGUUAAAGGACAAUAUGGUCGAUGAUUUCAUACGAGCUGCCCAAGCCUGCACUAUUGAAGAUUUUAACGCAUCCAUCGAGAGCAUCAGGAAUAUUUCCAGCGAAGCGGCUGAAUGGGUUGCGGGGAGCAAACCUGAAAACUGGUCAGAUGCCAUUUUUCGUGGUUCUAGGUACGACCACUUCUCUUCGAACAUUGUGGAUUCACUCACCAACUGGAUACCAGUGAAAUCUGAGUCAUCGAUAAUGCAUAUAGUCGAAGCCAUAAGAAACAAACUCACAGAGAUGAUGCAGACGAGAAAGGAAGUUUCUAGUGGGUGGAUGAGCAUGCUGACACCAACUAUGGAGCAGAAACUGGAGAAAGAAAUAUCAAAAUCGCGAAAACUUUACGUUUUGUGCUCUUCUGAAACCGUAUUUGAGGUGCGAGGAAAUACAAUAUACGUAGUUAAUAUCGGUAAUUGGGAAUGUACAUGUCGAAGAUGGCAGUUAUCAGGAUUGCCAUGCUCGCAUGCAUUCGCAGUCUUCAACAGAAUUAACAGAUCCGUGUAUGAUUACUGUUCGAAGUAUUUUAGAACAGAUUAUUAUCACUCGGCCUAUUCUGAAGCCAUUAACCCAAUACCUGGAGUCGAAAGCAUAGAUUUCAAUUCGGGUGCAAAUUUAUACCCUCCUCCAGCGCAACGACCCCCUGGAGGACGACCAAGGAGAAAGAGAUUUAACCCUAAUAAGACGGUUACUGUGAUUCGAUUAUGUAGCAGGUGCAAAGUUGCAGGACAUAACAAGGCAACCUGUGAAGCUUUUUUGUAGAUUGAGUUUGAUAUGUGUUUAUUUGUAAUAGGAGUAAUUUACCCUAAGUUUUUGGUUAUUGUUUGAUCUUUUUAUGGCAUCUCCUUGCAUAGAGUAUCCUUUAAUGUUGCUGAUAAUUUUUAUGGCUGAUCUUGUUUUAUAGGCAUAUGUUUCUGUUAAACAGAUUCCUAAAUAUCAAGGAACUAUCAUAUUUGUGGAUUUUCUUUUGAGAAA